AAAACCCUUUCUUUUCAUUUCCUCAUCACCCCACUAGCCGCACAGCCUCCCUCAAAACCCUAACCCUAAAAAAAAAACCAGAAAUGGGUCGUGUAAUCCGCGCCCAACGUAAAGGAGCAGGCUCCGUUUUCAAAUCCCACACCCAUCACCGGAAGGGUCCUGCCCGAUUCCGUUCCCUGGACUUCGGCGAGCGAAAUGGGUACCUCAAAGGAGUGGUUACCGACAUCAUCCACGACCCGGGUCGUGGAGCUCCGCUUGCAAAGGUAACGUUUAGGCAUCCAUUUCGUUACAAGCAUCAGAAGGAGCUGUUCGUUGCAGCCGAAGGGAUGUAUUCUGGACAAUUUGUUUACUGUGGAAGGAAAGCUAAUUUGAUGGUGGGAAAUGUGUUGCCUUUGAGAUCAAUUCCUGAAGGAGCUGUUGUUUGUAACGUCGAACAUCAUGUCGGUGAUCGCGGUUCUUUUGCGAGAUGCUCUGGUGAUUAUGCUAUUGUUAUUAGUCAUAACCCGGAUAAUGGAACUACUCGGGUGAAACUACCUUCUGGAGCAAAGAAGAUUGUGCCAAGUGGGUGCAGAGCUAUGGUCGGUCAAGUUGCAGGUGGAGGAAGAACUGAGAAGCCUAUGUUGAAGGCAGGAAAUGCAUACCACAAGUACAGAGUGAAGAGGAACUGCUGGCCCAAGGUUAGAGGUGUUGCUAUGAAUCCCGUGGAGCAUCCCCAUGGUGGUGGUAAUCACCAGCAUAUUGGACAUGCCAGUACUGUUCGUCGUGACGCUCCUCCUGGACAAAAGGUUGGUCUUAUUGCUGCAAGGAGGACUGGUCGUCUCCGUGGACAAGCUGCUGCUACCGCUUCCAAAGCUGACAAGAGUGCUUAAAUUAGUAUCUGAAAUUACUCGUCUGUCCUUUUUUGAGAAUUUUGCAUUUGCUGCACUAGAACUUCUGUUAUCUUGUGUUAGUAUAUCACUUUUAAGUUUUUUCUUCCGUUGAAUGAUACUUUUUGGGAUAGAGAUUUAGUAAAUUUUAUUAUUUAUGAUUUGGUUAA
Molecule: messenger RNA, 1036 nt
Organism: Mercurialis annua (annual mercury)
Lineage: Eukaryota; Viridiplantae; Streptophyta; Magnoliopsida; Malpighiales; Euphorbiaceae
Product: 60S ribosomal protein L8
Exons: 2
Coding region: 84-869 (261 amino acids)
Biological process (GO): cytoplasmic translation
Cellular component (GO): ribosome; cytosolic large ribosomal subunit
Molecular function (GO): RNA binding; structural constituent of ribosome
Source: RefSeq, a predicted model, not a curated record